UUGAUAGCAGCACCACCACCGUCUUUUCUGCCAAGUAUCAAUAGACAAGCGGGGAUAGCACCACAGAAUGUAAUUUUGGUACCAAUCGCCUAUCACGAUCACCAGCAUGAGAUGGUUCAGCUACUUGGACCACCUCAGACUAUUGUGCCAGUGGCCAUAGGACGACCUUCUGUAGCACCGAAUGGAGUUCCGCAACUGGCCGUACCGAUUACAGAACCAAUUCUAGUGCAAAGAAGUCUCUGUGGAGCAGUGCAACCGCCUCCACAACUGAAAUUCGCCAUUGGGGACUUGACAGUCACCAUUCCAGUACUUCCUGUAGGAAUGAGUGGACUAGCUGGACUUAAGCGCACCAUCGAAAGACCCAUUUCAACACCUUUGGAUUUAUCGAAAAGAAGAAGGGAAGAUUCUGGAAGCUCUGGUACCACCACUCCAGGAAAUUCAGUUCGCACUUCUCAUUCGGACAUAGAGAAACCGUUCCUUUGCGCAUGUGGUGUGUCAUUCUCAGCUGAUGAGACACUAAAAGCUCAUAAGCAGUACUAUUGUAAGAUGGUGGAGAGAAGAGAUGACAAUAAGGAACCACCGAAAAAGGUAGUAUAUGUUUGA
This is a messenger RNA of Cylicostephanus goldi, 603 nucleotides long. NCBI's taxonomy places the organism in Eukaryota, Metazoa, Nematoda, Chromadorea, Rhabditida, Strongylidae. The record is from the annotation of a GenBank genome assembly.